AUGGUGAUAAAAGUUGCUCAACAACAACAACAACAACAACAACAAAUGCACUCGUCUUCGCCGCCGGAUUUAGCGAAACUCAACGAACUCUUCCCGUCCUCCGAGGCGUAUUAUCAAUCGAUGUCGAGGCCAAAAACGAUCGCAAAGCCGGAUAAGAUUGCGCUGAAAUCAAUGACGAGAGAUGAGAUGAAAGAUUGGCUGGUAUCCAUCGACGAGAAGCCAUCGAGAGUGGAACAGUUGAUUGAAUCCAUGUACAGGAGAAGACAACUAUCGCCAACGAAAGCAGCAGCGGGAGAGGAGGAGAAAGACGACGACGGGAAUUCUUCUGUUUCCAAUUAUUGCAACGACGUCGAAGACAUGUCGUCGGAGAUAUCUGCGAAAUUUCGAGCGAAAAUGCACGAGUUGGCGUCGUUUGGUGGGGAUUUAACUUUAGAUUCCAUCAACGUCGCGAAGGACGGGACGAGGAAAGUCACUUACGCUCUGAGCGACGGCGGGAUCGUCGAAUCGGUCAUCAUACCGCCGUUACCAGGCGAAGCAGAGGAGGACGGGAAAAAGGGACGAACGACGGUGUGCGUCUCUUCGCAGUUAGGGUGCGCGAUGAACUGUCAGUUUUGUUUUACCGCGAAAAUGGGUCUGAGAAAAAAUCUAAACGCGAAUCAAAUCGUGCAACAAGUCGUCAACGCGAGAGAUAUCGCCGGAGAAGAUGUCACGAACGUCGUGUUCAUGGGGAUGGGCGAGCCGUUGCACAACACAGAAAAUGUUCUGAAAGCGGUGAAAAUCAUGACCGAUCCGAAAGGGUUGAAUUUUAGUAAGAACAGAGUAACGGUAUCCACGAGCGGAUUGAUCCCUGGGAUCGAGCGAUUUUUGGACGAGUCCGAUUGCAUGUUAGCCGUAUCGUUGAAUGCGACGACGAACGAAAUUAGGAAUUGGAUCAUGCCGAUUAAUCGGAAAUACCCGUUGGAAGAUUUGUUAGGGGUGAUCCGGGAAAGAUUUAGCAAUAAUAGUAGUGGUGGUGGUGGUGGUAGUAGUAGUAGUAGUAGUAGUAGUAGUAGCGACGAGCGCGCGAAAAGAUCUCGACGACAGCAAAGAGUCUUCUUCGAGUACAUCAUGCUCGCGAACGUCAACGAUUCGUUCGAAGACGCCGAUCGAAUCAUAGAAAUCUCCAAAACGAUCCCGUGCAAAAUCAAUUUGAUUUACUUCAACACGCACGACGGCAGCGAAUUCACGUGUUCCAAUCAAGAGCACAUCUUGGCGUUUCGAAACUAUUUACUCGAGAAUGGAGUUUUAGCGACGAUACGAAAAUCCAGAGGAGACGAAGAAAUGGCGGCGUGCGGGCAGCUCGGGAAACCGGAGGAUCAAGCAAACUGGAAGCCGCAACCGCCGAGAAUGAAACCGCCAAAAAGUAUGUCCAUUUGA
This is a messenger RNA of Bathycoccus prasinos, 1416 nucleotides long. Its product is annotated as radical SAM enzyme, Cfr family. Gene Ontology annotation, molecular function: catalytic activity; iron-sulfur cluster binding. Gene Ontology annotation, biological process: rRNA base methylation; tRNA methylation. The transcript has a single exon. The record is from RefSeq and is a predicted model, not a curated record. Lineage: Eukaryota; Viridiplantae; Chlorophyta; Mamiellophyceae; Mamiellales; Bathycoccaceae. Bases 1 to 1416 code for a protein of 471 amino acids.